Molecule: messenger RNA, 1107 nt
Organism: Vicia villosa (hairy vetch)
Lineage: Eukaryota; Viridiplantae; Streptophyta; Magnoliopsida; Fabales; Fabaceae
Product: WAT1-related protein At1g25270-like
Exons: 5
Coding region: 1-1107 (368 amino acids)
Cellular component (GO): plasma membrane
Molecular function (GO): transmembrane transporter activity
Source: RefSeq, a predicted model, not a curated record
AUGAAUUUCUUGCAUCAAUGUCAAAAUACCGGCUCCGGUGAGGAAUCUUUAUCUCAUCUUUUCUUUUCGUGUAACGUCACCAUUUGCAUAUGGAGAAGGGUGUUUAUGUGGCUUGAAUUAUCCGGAUUUUUGUCCUUUGAAGAGUUUGGGGAUUUCUUCUAUAAUUUCCGGAAAAUUCCUUGCAUUGUUAAGCGUACGAUUGUGGGUACCGUUUGGCUUGCUACGGUGUGGUCGAUUUGGCUUAAGCGGAAUGCGGUGAUCUUUGAGAAUGAAGUUUUUAGCUUUACCGAAUGUAUGUCGGAUAUAGUUUUGAGCUCUUGGAGUUUGGAAAGGUUGAACAUUGGAACAUUAAUAGGGAAGGCCAAGGUGGUUGGCACAAUAAUGGGAAUUAGUGGAGCCAUGGUUCUCACAUUCUAUAAGAGUGUUGAAAUUCACCUAUGGUCUACACAUGUGAAUUUGUUGAAACAUCAUCCACAAUCACAAAAUGUUUCUUCUAAUAAUAUAUGGGGUUCAUCUCUUGCAUUGGGAACUUGUUUAUCAUAUUCAAUAUGGUUGAUAAUUCAGGCUAGGAUGAGUGAGAAGUUUCCUUGGCAUUAUACAAGUACAGCAUUGAUGUCUGUAAUGGCUUCCAUUCAAUCAAUUAUAUUUGCUUUAUGUAUGGAAAGAGGUGAUUGGAAUCAAUGGAAGCUUGGUUGGGAUAUCAAACUUUUCACUGCACUUUUUGCGGGUGUUGUGGUCUCGGGAAUAAAUUGGAUUCUGAUUUCAUGGUGUGUGCGUAUAAAAGGUCCACUUUAUGCUUCUGUUUUCAACCCCCUCUUUCUUGUUCUGGUGGCCAUUGGAGGAUCUCUCCUAUUAGAUGAAAAACUUUAUUUGGGAAGUGUAAUAGGAUCAUUGAUAAUUGUGAUUGGGUUAUACAUUGUCUUGUGGGGUAAAAGUAAAGAACUGAAGAAAGUUAUUGAGCAAAAUCAAGUAAAAGAAUCAGUCGAGAUUCAACCAAUGGAGAUAAUUACUGCAAAGCUUGAAGAUGCUACAAAUGUUGAGACAGGUAACAAUGACAUUAAGUCAAGUGGCGUCAAGGAAAUAACCAUUAAAAAUUAUGACGCUUGA